This is a messenger RNA of Paramecium sonneborni, 751 nucleotides long. NCBI's taxonomy places the organism in Eukaryota, Ciliophora, Oligohymenophorea, Peniculida, Parameciidae. The record is from the annotation of a GenBank genome assembly.
AUGAAACAUUUUUCAUAUUUGUCUGAAGAUAUUUAUACUUAUGAAAACUUAGUUGAAUUGAAAAGAAUUCUCGAGUUUGAUGGAUUUGGAGUAUCAAAAAUCAUUGAAGAAGACCAAUGCAUCUAGUAUUCAAUUAAUAGGGAAAAAUGUAUUAGAUUAAGUGAUCUAGUUUAUUUUAUAGUAAAUGAUGUUAAUUUUAACAUAGUCUUUUAAAUUAGUUAGAAUCCAUUUAGGCUAGCUUUUGGUCUUACUAAAAUCAUUAGCUGAAAAAGUUAAAUAGCUGCAAUAAGCAAAUAUAGAGCAUCAUUAUUUGGAUUGUAAUAGAAUUUGGCUGAAAUUCAAUGAUUAAGAAUAAGUAUUUAAAAUUUAUUAUGAAACAUAAAAUUAUACUAUUCAUUUUACAGGUUAUCAAUGUCCAAAUUAUGAAGAUUUUGAUGAACAGAAUUUAUCCAUGAAGUCAUCAUAAAAAAUACUCAUUAUUAUAAAAUAUAUUAUUGAUAAUUAUUUUGAUAAAGUAAUACUAUAAGAAAAUAAAAAUGUUGUUAAGAAAAAUAUUAUAGAUCAAUUAUAUUAUGGAAUACAUAAUAAAGAUUUAGAUAAAUUAAUUAAUGAAAUAGAUAAAAUAUAUUAAAGAAUUAUAAAUUUGAUAAAGAUAGAUAAAUCAUAUCUGCUGAUGAAUAUGUUGAAUCUUUAAAAUACUAAAGAUAUGAAAGGAAAAUAUACUAUGAGAAUGACAUAAAAAAAAUUAUGA